ACCAGCAGAAAGCGCCUGGUCCUGACAAACUGCUGCUUCAGUCACCAUGUCCCUGCACUGUCGGCUCAUUCUGGUGGUUGUCAUCGCUGUGACCUCAGCCGUCGAUCCUGGGGUAAAGGUCAAGCUAACAGCAAAAGGCCUUGAAUAUGGCAGACAACUGGGCAUGGCUUCAAUCGAGCAGAAACUCAAGGCUAUCAAAGUCCCAGAUAUUUCAGGGAAGCAGAAAGUGUCUCCCAUCGGCAAAGUCGAGUACAGCUUGUCACAGAUGAAAAUAGUGAAAGUGGGAUUACCCAAGUCUGCAGUGGAUCUUGUGCCGGGGACUGGCGUCAAACUGUCCAUCGCUAACGCCUUCAUCAGUCUGCAUGGAAACUGGAGGGUCAAGUUUCUCCGGAUAAUAAAGGACAGUGGCUCAUUUGACCUGAAUGUGAACGGACUCACUAUCACUACAAGCAUCGCCAUCAAGAGGGACGAGACAGGCCGGCCGACAGUCAGCGUUGUCUCCUGUGCGGCCACUGUGGGCAGCGCCAGCAUCAAAUUCCACGGAGGAGCCAGUUGGCUGUACAAUCUUUUCAAGAACUUCAUCGAUAAGGCUUUGAGAAAUGCAAUGCAGAAACAGAUCUGCCCUCUGGUGGCUGAUGCAGUAACUGAUUUGAACCCUCAUUUGAAAACACUCAAUGUUGUAGCCAAGGUGGACAAGUAUGCAGAGAUCGAAUACUCCAUGGUGUCAUCGCCCACAGUUUCACAGGCUUCAAUAGACUUGAGCUUGAAGGGUGAGUUUUACAACAUAGGGAAGCAUCAGGAGGCUCCGUUCUCCCCCACAGCCUUUUCCCUGCCUCCCCAGAACAACAACAUGUUGUACAUAGGCAUGUCUGCCUACUCUGUCAACUCUGCUGCCUUCGUCUACAACAAAGCUGGAGCCCUCAGCCUGUACAUCACUGACGACAUGAUCCCGAAAAGCUCUCCCAUCCGACUCAACACCAGGACAUUUGGAACGUUCAUCCCUCAGAUUUCCAAGAGUUUCCCUGGUCUGAUGAUGAAACUGCUGGUGAAGACUGUGAAAACUCCCGUCAUCACCUUUGUACCCAAAAACGUCACCACUCAGGCCAGCUGCACAGUGACAGCCUACGCCAUCCAACCCAACACCACACUUUCCCCUCUCUUCAUCCUGAACUUGGAGACCAGUGUCAGCGGCCAGCUGUUUGUCAGUGGCAUGAGGGUGGCUGGAGCUGUCUCCCUCAACAAAAUGGAUCUGACCCUGAGGACCAGUUACGUGGGAGAGUUUCAGGUCAGAUCCCUCGACACCAUCCUGCAGAUGGUCCUCAAAGUGGUGGUGAUACCCAUACUGAAUGUUCAACUUGCGAAGGGAUAUCCACUUCCUGCGAUUGGAAAGAUGAAGCUGGUGAACACUCAGCUUCAGGUCCUGAAGGACUACAUGCUGAUUGGGACAGAUGUUCAGUUUACAGGUUAAACUGCAUUCUUCAAAACUCCCACGACUGCUUUCUGAACUGGAGCACGUUGUUAUGAACGUACAACCACAGCAAGACUACAACCAACUGACUGACUGGUUGAGUGAUACAAGUAUACUUCUCCCACCAACCUGAGAAAUGCAUAAACUGCAUUUGGAUGUCACUCAGGUUGUUUUUGUUGUAUUUUUUUUUUACUUUUACAUAAUUCUGUUCAGUUUUUCUUCAUGAGGGCAGUGAACAUUUUCCACUGCUGCAGUCCUGUCAUACCAGGCCACAGUCUGCAGGACGCCGUGUCAUCUUUUCUGAAAUGAAAGUCUCCUUCCAACGCAGAUCACAGCACUUUCUGUUGCUGACAAAUUCAAUCUCAAAGUUUCUCUGUGGCUCAAAGAGCGAUGGUACAAAUGUGCUGAUCCAUGAUGUUUUUUUAAACUGGUUAAGAGAAUCUCCACAAAAAUUUUUUAUAAAAUAGCCAUCACAUCAAUCAAGCAUAUGGCAAAACAAACUAUUGUUUUUAUUCACAUGGUCCAAAAAAGUUUCAGUAUCCUGUGCAGUUCAAUAUGUACAUACACAUUGAUGGACUGACUGUAUAAAUAACAUCUUACAGGUUUUAGUAGCUCAUCAGAGCAGUCUGGUGUGACUGUAUGAUGAACAAAUGUCUGUGAUGUCCUCAAAUCAAGAGAAGGAGGAUCAUGUCAAGAGUUGGUUUCCUGUCACGUCACCUGAGUCGAUCAGUGGCAGGUUUCAAUCCUGGCCGUGUCCGAGGCCACGCGUGCAUCGACCUGGUGCCUGGUCAGAGUCUCACACUGCUUCACCGAGCCUCUCAGGGAGCUGCCACUGAGGGCUCGACCUCUCAGGCUCUGGGAACUGGCCGACGAUAUCUACAUCAUUAAAGACACAAAUCAUCCAAACAUAAGUGGCAGAAUAAUGAAAUCUGUAAAAACACAACAUAAUACGUUCAGACUGUCAACAUGAUGUCAUCCUGCCACUGACUGACAGAAAAUAUUUUCAUUUUCAUGCUGUCAUCUUUUACCUGGUCCUUUGAUUUCAUGGUUGAUAUAUUUCCCAAAUAGACAUGGAUUUUAUAUGAUUCUAUUAAAGAUGUGCUUUGAACUGAA
Hippoglossus stenolepis (Pacific halibut) is the source of this 2581-nucleotide messenger RNA. Its product is annotated as bactericidal permeability-increasing protein-like. NCBI's taxonomy places the organism in Eukaryota, Metazoa, Chordata, Actinopteri, Pleuronectiformes, Pleuronectidae. The record is from RefSeq and is a predicted model, not a curated record. Gene Ontology annotation, molecular function: lipid binding. The coding region runs from base 47 to 1468 and encodes 473 amino acids. The transcript has 16 exons.